AUGUCAAAUACUGUUGACGAAAACAACAGUAGGAGCUCAAGACAAGGCUCUGACGAUGAUCAAAAUAUUGACACUCUUCUUGAUUCUUUUCCUUUCGGGAUGGAGCAAUUUGAAGAUUUUUACUCUUCUAAUGAAGAAACAAUUGAUGUUGUUCACACACAUACAGUUAGCCCAUCAGGAGAAUAUAAAUUCUUUGUUAAAAUGAAUAAAGAGUCAUACAAAGAUUCAAAAUGGAUAGAUUAUCCUACUUCCGGGGUAAAUAAAACUACAGUUGACAAAUAUCUGAAAUUACAUCAAUAUACUCCACCCGCAGCGCCAUACUACAAUCCUGAUUUCAAUAUCCCAGUAAAGAUAAUAGGAGUUGAAAAUGACAAAUACCAUGUAAUGUGGAAAAAUUUACCUAUUGCUGAUGCUACAUGGGAAACCCGUGAUUCCCUUAAAAAUGAUAAACUGAUUAAUGAUUAUCUCAGGCAAGAUGCUGUUCAAUCCAAAAAUACCACCUCCAUUGCAAACAGCCCGUACGCACAAUCAGAUAUGAUGAAUCAUGGCGAAACAGAUCUGUUUCAGAUCGAAAGAAUGAACAGAUUAAGGGAUGGAAUAGCGCGGAUACUACAAGACAACAGCAGCGUAAUUUAUAUUACUAAUUCACCACAAGAAUCACGCGCUCCUUUCAUUAAUUUCAUUGGAACUACGGCAAGACCUCAACCAGGCUACGGCAGGUACUUAAUUGUUACUACAAUCGAUUACGUAUCACUAUGGGAGCAAUUCAUCCCGGAUCUUCAUAUCGAUUACAUCAAAUUUGUAGGUACAGAACAAGAAUUAGUUCAAAUCCAAAAAUCCAUACUUCGGAAUCCAAAUAUGCCUAAUCUUAAAUACCAAAUCAUACUUACUACGUUCGAUACUAACAUUUUUUGCUUAUCAUUCAAAUGGAACUUGGUUAUUCUUGAUGACAGCUCGCCAAGUAUCAGACCCAACAUCGCCAAUGUCGUACAAGACAAAGCAAUUCAAUCACAAUGCAAAAUUUUCAUUGUAAACGGUCAAUUCGAUGAUUAUCACCGAAAAAUGUACUCAGAAUUCCUUACUGACCCUAUGCAUACGGAUAAUAUUACAAUUAAAUCAGAAGCGAUCAAUAAAAUGUACGAUAAUCCAUUCACAGAAUAUCUUAUCGAAUGUAACAUGGAAUACGAGCAAUAUUACUACUAUUUCGACUCAUUCUUACAGAACAAAGACAAUAUAAAGUCAAUAAAGAAGUCAAACGAGAAUACAAUCUUUAAUAAUCUUUCAACAACUUUACACAACGUUUGCAACCAUCCUGCAAUCACUUAUGAUACAGAAACAAUCAUUACAAGAUACAUGAAGAAUAAUAACAUAAGUUUACGUACAAAAGAUGUAGAUUUAAACGCUUUAAUUUCAUCUUCCGCCAAAUUAAAAAUUACAGACAAAAUUGUUGAUUUCGUAAAGAACACUUGUCAAUUUCCAGUCGUAAUCAUCGUGUUUUACCCUCAACUUCGAGAUUUUCUCCUUAAAUUUUUCAUAAAUAAGGGAUUAAGCGCGAUUUCCAUAGAGAAAGACAAGCCAUUAGAUACAGUAGUACAGCCACAAAUUAUUAUUGUCUUAAAGAUAGCUGUUGUCCGCAGAAAUGAACUAAUUUCGAAUCUGAAAAAUUUAUUACGCUCAAACCACUUUAUUUUAUACGAUACAUUGUCACAAAGGGAUCCACAAACGAUGGAUGACAUCAAACUGAUCAACGACAUCAGAAUUCCCGAUCCUACAAACGAAGUUUCGAUUUACAGACUAAUUACUAAGUAUUCGAUCGAAGCAUUGACAUAUGGAUCGAAUCCCAAAAGCCAGAACACCUUAUACAAGCUUUGCGCAGCAAUAGCUGUUGAUACUUUCACUCGAAAUUUCAAUAAUCAAAAUUCAAUUGAAGAAAUCUUGAUGCAUUCUGAAAUUCAUCGAGGAUCAUUGAAUGCUGGUACAUCUCCGAUGUUCAUGAUCAACAAAUCUCUGCUUAAUUUUGAUGAUCCAAAUAUUUCUACAGAUUAUUUCUGGGAAACGAUACUUACUAAGAUAGAAAACAUAUACAACAAGUCACAAGAGAUCAUCCAACAGCAGCAGCAACAACAACUCCUUCAAGAACAGCAAAUGCAGCAAAUGUCGGCAAUUCCGCCUCCUCCUCCACAGCAAAUGAUUCCAAUGAACGUAGAAAACUUCUCUGGAGCUAAGAAGAAGCGUAAAAACAAAAAUUUGAGUAAUAAUCAGAUGGUUCCUUCGUUAUUAAUGAUGAAGAACGGCCAAUACCCACAGCAAUCGAUGUUUAUGAACGGCCAGUACCAGUACGCGCCACAACAAAUGCAGAUGUUCGCGUAUCAGAUGCAACAUUUGAGUAAAUUGAGGCAGCAACAGAUGAAACAGCUCCAACGGCAGCAGAAGAUGCAGCAGAACAGCGACCAGUACAGUCAGCAGUACAAUAAACAGCCAUCUUUCCCUCAAAAUCCCCAAAUUCCUCAAAAUUUCCCUCAAAAUCAGAAUUUCAAUGGAAAUGUGGCCACUUCACCUUUCCCAUCUCAACCGACCAAUAAUAAUGUGGUCACUUCGCCUUACACUCAACAAAAUACUCAGAAUAGCCAACAACAACAAAAUAAUGUCACUUCACCUUCUUUACAACAACCGCAACCGUCAAAUUCGAGUCUUCCGACACAAACAAAUUAUUCCAGGCCCAUUACACCAAUAGAUGAUUUGACAGCUGUGUGCAGAGUUACGAUGAAAUGGAUGAAGCUGAGUACUGGCUACGAUACCUCCAAAACGCCAAUAAUAAACGAAUUUAUUGAGGGCGAAUCUCCAUACGAAGAAAAGUUCUCUGAUGAAUUUAAGUCAAAAAGUGCCAAAUUACGUCUAAAACGAAUCAAAUUCAUAGAAUUGAACGGAAGACUGCUGAAAACAGCUGACAAAGACGAGGACAUCGCCAUUCCAAACCUGCCACCAAAAUACGGAGACAACUGGACGCCAGAGAAAGACAGGUUACUCAUGAAAUUGACUUACGAAAAAGGUUUAGGUGAAGUGACUUCUUCUGACUUAGAUAUGGAUGAUUCUGUCAAUCCGACAGAGAGAUUCAACGCUAUAAUGACUGCUAUAGAUAAAGUAGCUUCAAAACUUGACAAAAUAACAAAUGAAACCGUCAAAACCGCUUUGGAAAAGAAAGGGCGGAAAACAGCAUUGAAAUCAUAUUCAGACAGUUUCAGUUUGGAAGAGCACAAAGAACUAAUAAAAUUAAUUGACAGAAACGGUUUUGUAAAUCCGGAUUUAGUUCUUUCCAAGACGAAUUCCAAGCACACGAGAGAAGAAGUAAUGAAGUACUGCGAACAAAUAAUUGACUACUGUUUCAAAUUUGUUGACGGUUCUGACACAGAGUCACUUUUUAUGUCAGAUAAAAUCAAUGACAAAACCGCACGAAGAAUAUAUAAUUCCAUUACUUUGAUGAUUGAUUUGAAAGAAGUUCUCGACCAGAACGCACUAAUAAACCAGACACAAAGAGAAAUAGUCCAAACAGUUUUGGAGUUGGGUUACGAAGAUGCUGCAAAAAGUGACAUUGUAAACAACAAUUUACCAGGUGUUACAAAAGUGAGACCUUUGCAAAAAGAGCUUAAAAAGAUAUUGCAUUUCACAAAGGUAAUAAAUAAAACUGCUCUUAAAAGAACAUCUUCGAAUCAAAUAUCAAAUAAUAAUAGUAAUUUAAGUGAAGAAAAAACCGAAGAAAAUUCAGAUGAAGUCACUUUUCCGAUUAUUUUGAAUUCAACAUUAAGAGUUAUUAGUUUAGGUACUGUAGAUUAUACUCGAGAGAAUUACCACACACAGAGAUAUAUUUAUUGUAUUGGUUUUGUUUCUGAAAGACUCUACGCGAGUAUCGAAAAUCCAAACGAAAAAGCGUGGUACAGAUCAUUGAUUUUAGACGGGGGAGAGAUGCCGUUGUUCAGGGUCGAAUUGAAAGAUAAUCCAGAGUAUUUCUGGGAAGGUCCUAAGCCUACGAGUCCUUGGAGUGCUGCUAUCAAAGACAUCGAGAGAAAGAGAUCAAUUCUCGGUUUCAAAUCUCAUUCUGUGAGUGUUUCUGGACCAGAAAGUUUCGGCUUUGCUGCACCAAAGAUUAUCUCUUUAAUUUCGAAACUUCCCAACGCAGACAAGUGCAAGAAGUUCAAUAGAGAAACACCGUCAACAACAGGAAUGACGAGUGAAACUGAAGAAUCACAUUUGUCGAAGAAAAUCAGACAAAUUAAACAAGAAAAAGAAUCUGAUUUACCAAUUUUGUUGCAGAGUUCUGACCAAAAUGAAGAGAAGAAGAUGAGUAAAUUCAUUGAUGAUGCGUCUAGCUCUGACAUUCCAAGGGAACAAAGUGAUUCACCUGAAUCAGAAUCAGCCGUAGAAACAGAAAAUGAAGAUUUGCCUGUGAUUGAAGAAUACAAGUCAGAUAAACUUGUUUUCAAUUUCAGAAGACUUCUGCAGAUCAGACAACAAAGUGAGAUACACAUUGUUUUACCAAGAACUGAUAAUGUUUUGGAAAUUAUUAGAUCUAUUUAA
This is a messenger RNA of Trichomonas vaginalis G3, 4572 nucleotides long. RefSeq names its product histone methyltransferase activity (H3-K4 specific). Lineage: Eukaryota; Parabasalia; Trichomonadida; Trichomonadidae. Gene Ontology annotation, biological process: regulation of cell cycle. Gene Ontology annotation, cellular component: nucleus. The record is from RefSeq and is a predicted model, not a curated record. The transcript has a single exon. The coding region runs from base 1 to 4572 and encodes 1523 amino acids.